This is a messenger RNA of Penicillium malachiteum, 993 nucleotides long. RefSeq names its product ketopantoate reductase family protein. Gene Ontology annotation, molecular function: 2-dehydropantoate 2-reductase activity. The record is from RefSeq and is a predicted model, not a curated record. The transcript has 3 exons. Gene Ontology annotation, cellular component: cytoplasm. NCBI's taxonomy places the organism in Eukaryota, Fungi, Ascomycota, Eurotiomycetes, Eurotiales, Aspergillaceae. The coding region runs from base 1 to 993 and encodes 330 amino acids. Gene Ontology annotation, biological process: pantothenate biosynthetic process.
AUGGUUGACAAAGCGAAAGUCUUGAUUAUUGGAGGUGGUAGUGUUGGCACCAUCGCUGCUUUGAAUCUACAAUCUGGAGAUCUAGCAGAAGUGACUUUAGUCUUGAGAUCAAACUAUCAGGUCGUCGAAGACAACGGUUUCUCGAUAGAGUCAUGCGACCAUGGGAAAGUCGUGAGUUGGCGACCUUCAUAUAUUGUCAAUGCCAUUCCAGCUAUCCAGCCUGGCGAUGAAGGUUAUGACUAUGUUGUGGUCACAACCAAACAUAUCCCAAACAAGAAGGGUCAUCAAGUCUCCCAGAUUGCGCCCUCGAUUACUCCAAGACGCACAGUCAUUGUCUUGAUACAAAAUGGUCUCAACAUCGAGCGGCCGUAUCUUGAAGAGUUUCCUGAGAAUAUUGUUCUUUCUGGAAUCUCUAUGAUUGGAUCGGAGGAAAUCGAACCUGGCGUCAUCAAACACUCAUUCCAUGAUCAACUCACAGUCGGCCCUUUCCACAACCCAAAUCUCAAUCACGCUGGGGAAAUCGCAGCUGCAAAAAAAUUUGUUGAGAGGUACUCCACAGCUGGAAAGGCAUCUUGUCUGUAUGAUGAGGCUGUUGGGUGGAAUCGCUGGAAGAAACUCGUCUACAACUCCUCCAUGAACCCGAUUUGCGCUUUGACCGGGCUAGAUGCAGGGCAAAUCAGGUCUGCUGGUGAUGCAAUUUCGAAGUUAGCCCGAGAGGCAAUGACGGGGAUUUAUACAGCUGCAAAGGUAUCUGGAUAUGAGUUACCUGCUGAUAUUGUUGAGUUUAUGGCAACUGUGGAUCGAGUUGAAGAUCACUUUGUACCAAGCAUGCUUCAAGAUAUUCGAAAGGGGAAUAAAACUGAGUUUGAGUAUCUAUUAGGGGAACCAUUGCGAGAAGGACAAAGACUGGGUGUGUCGAUGCCUAUAUUAUCUACCUUGUAUGCUCUAUGUGAAGCCGUUCAGUGGCGUGUCGGAAGAGAACGAACAAAUUGA